Trematosphaeria pertusa is the source of this 877-nucleotide messenger RNA. RefSeq lists its product as uncharacterized. The transcript has a single exon. NCBI's taxonomy places the organism in Eukaryota, Fungi, Ascomycota, Dothideomycetes, Pleosporales, Trematosphaeriaceae. The coding region runs from base 48 to 806 and encodes 252 amino acids. The record is from RefSeq and is a predicted model, not a curated record.
CUCAACCUCAAUUCUUCCUACCUACCUCAUUCCAAUCUCCCCUCUCAAUGGCCACCGACAAGAACCCACCUAUAAGCGUCACCUCGACGCCUCCCGCCUUCCCAACACCCACGCCCACCCCUCCACCGUGUGACUCACAACCUGCAAAGCUAGAAACGCGCCUCCACCACGCGCGCCAUCUCCUCGCGGACCCGGGCCUCGCAGCACGCAUAACCGCCUUUGUAAACCACGGAUAUAAAUACUUCAAUCCGUCGCUGGAGGGUCGCUGGGUCAUGAGCGACCGCUUCUCCUCGCCUACCGCUAUCCACGACACCCUCGGAGCUGAUGGGAUCUUUGCCGUAACGUACGCCGACGACUUACCCGUCGCGUGUGCGAGCGUGAGCCGGUGGAACGGCGAUAUGGAAGGGCGCGGUGAGGAGGCGGGAGAGGAGGGGUGGGAGAUUAAGACGGUGACGACGCGGAUGGGGUGGAUGAAGAAGGGGUUGGCGGGGCGGUGUAUAGCGGAGUUGACGGAGGAGCUUGUGAGGCAGGAGAGGGAGAGGGGUAGGAAUGGGAAUGGAGAAGGGGAAGAGGACGGAAGGAGAAAGCUGAGACUCUGGAUUCACGUGGUGGACGAGCUUAACUGGGAGUAUUGGAGACGUAGGGGAUGGGAGUAUGUGCGAGGAUACGAAAGGCCGGCGGGAGAGAUGGGUUCGAAGCACGGGUUUCGGUUAUUGGUUGCGUUCAAGGAGGUGGAUAUCGAUGGGGGGCUAGGUAAAGAUGCAAGGGCGAGGGGCGUACUUGAUGGGCUGGGUAGACCCACGUGACUUGCUGUUCGAGAUCUGAAGAAGACAAGAAGAUACACCAUGGGUAGAGAAGCGCAAACAAGCUCCUAUUC